Messenger RNA from Carassius carassius (crucian carp), 1355 nucleotides. RefSeq names its product GTPase IMAP family member 7-like. Lineage: Eukaryota; Metazoa; Chordata; Actinopteri; Cypriniformes; Cyprinidae. The record is from RefSeq and is a predicted model, not a curated record. Gene Ontology annotation, molecular function: GTP binding. The transcript is spliced from 5 exons. The coding region runs from base 182 to 1237 and encodes 351 amino acids.
AUCAUCUAAAUGCCUGCUAGAAGACAGAUAGAAGCCUUUUCAUUGGACUUGUGCAACCCUUAAAGACACUGGUUAAACAGGAUUCUUAGUCAUUCACAGUGGUGAAGGAACUCACAUUCAAGAACUCUACACUCUGUCUGUGGAUCCAGAAUCAUAAGUAUAUCAACUCUGAAAACUAGCAAUGACUUCAGAAGAGAUGCUGUGGGACAGUCUGAAGGCUGAAAUAGAGAAAGAAGCUUUUGAACUGGACUCUUCACUGGGUUCUGAAAUUGAUGAACUAUAUGAAAACGUAAGAGCAAACUCAAAAUCACCAACUUUGUAUGAUAUUCAAGACUUAAAAGCGAUUCCAAAAUCACCCUCCUUGAAUGCUGAGGCUGAGGCUGAAGCAGAGGAGCUGCGCAUCAUGUUACUGGGUGCGAGAGGGUCUGGAAAAAGCUCCACCGGAAACACCAUCCUCAGAUGCAAUGUCUUCAACACGGAUAUGCAGCUGAGCAGAGUCACACAGUUCUGUGAAAGAGCAUCUGGAAACAUCAACGGCCGACCUGUGGCCAUAAUCGACACGCCGGGACUGAAUAAGAUCAAUCGAACGGAGAAGGAUGUCACCAGGGAGAUCAUGAAAUCUGUCUCUCUCUAUAAACCAGGACCACACGUGUUUGUGCUGGUUCAGCCGGUGGGAAACUUAACCAAUGAGGACAAGAACAUGCAUAAAAUAAUCCAGAACAUCUUCGGGAAGAACAUUUGGAAUUACACAGUGGUUCUGUUCACACACGGAGAUCGACUAGAGGGGAAAAUGCCAAAUGAUGUGAUUGCCAGCUCAGACAAAGACCUCAGAGACUUUAUCCGCACAUGCAGUGGUGGAUUUGUGUUCUUCAAUAACAAGAACACGGGAAACUUUGAGCAAGUGACUAAACUUCUAGAGAAGAUCGAUACCUUGGUGGCCAUCAAUGGCAGAAGCUGCUACACAACGUCAUUUUACCCGAACUCAGAGCGAAGGAUAUGUGAAAAACAAGAGAAGAUUCUGGAGGAGAGGCAGGAAGAGAUUGCACGAAAGGAGAGAGAGCUGGAGGAGAAUUAUUAUGAAGAUAAGGAGGAGUUAGAGAGGAAAAAGCGUGAGCUCUGGAGAGAGGAAGAAGACUAUGCACGGAGACUAGCUGAGAAUCCAUCAAGACGCAUAACUCUGAAAGCAGGUCUUACCAGAGCCCCCUCAUCUGUAACAAAAUCACAGACCAUUCUUUAAUCAAACCAUUGUAUGAGCCGUUCAGGAACUUUGUCUUGGAGUGAUGGUGAUAAACUAUGUUCAGGUUUUACUUUGUGGCUGUUUAUUGUUGUUGUGACUAUUUUAAUUAAGUAGCUCA